Molecule: messenger RNA, 835 nt
Organism: Brassica napus (rape)
Lineage: Eukaryota; Viridiplantae; Streptophyta; Magnoliopsida; Brassicales; Brassicaceae
Product: protein CURVATURE THYLAKOID 1A, chloroplastic
Exons: 5
Coding region: 86-703 (205 amino acids)
Cellular component (GO): chloroplast thylakoid membrane; thylakoid
Source: RefSeq, a predicted model, not a curated record
CCCGCAGAAUGCGAGUAUUCUAUAAUUAAUCACCACCGAGUAGGAUUUCUGAAGAUAAGAGAAGGGACCAAUAAGAGCAGGAGGAAUGUCCACGUGUCGCUACACGGAAUCUUGUCUGGUCAAAAGCGCAGCAGAACAAACAAACAAAAAUCGAGUGUGGAGAAAUUUGAGAAGAAGAAGAAGAAAUUAUCGGUGUGCUUCGAUGGCGAUGACAGUAGCAGCUUCGUCCUCUAUGGCAGUGAUGAUUCCACGUGUCCCCUCCAUCUCCGCCCGCUGCUCUGCCGUCCCUUACCUUCCUCCUCGCUCUUUUGGCCGAUCCUCUUUCACUGUUCCGGUGAAGCUACUUUCAGGGAAUGGUUUACACAAGGUAGAAUUGAUGAAGACGAGAGCUUCUUCAUCAGACGAGACCUCAAUAGCCAUUGACACCAACGAACUCUUCACAGACUUGAAGGAAAAGUGGGAUGGUCUUGAGAACAAGUCGACUGUAAUAAUCUAUGGAGGAGGAGCCAUUGUUGCUGUUUGGUUAUCUUCCAUUGUUGUUGGUGCCAUCAACUCUGUUCCUCUGCUUCCUAAGGUUAUGGAACUUGUUGGUCUCGGGUACACAGGAUGGUUCGUCUACAGAUACCUUCUCUUCAAGUCAAGCAGAAAGGAGUUGGCUGAGGAUAUUGAUUCCUUGAAGAAGAAGAUCGCUGGGACUGAAUAAAUUCAUUUCAAAUAUAAAACCAGCUUUCUUUCUGAGGAUUUCUUUGUAAUAUGAUUGUUAUACAAUCUAUAUAUAUAUAUAUGUUUCAACAAUGUUAUCUUCUGCAGUCUGAAACUAUUCUCUUACUGGGCA